UUUCCCGCCAUUUUGGUUCGCAGUUCGAAAACGAAACUUGAAUUACUUGUAAAUCUACUCAGGAUUGAGAGCAAUAAAAUUGGAUUUUGGUAAGCAUAACAUAGACAAACAGAAUGGAGGAGAUUCAGAAUUUAACAGACAAGGAGCUAGCAGAACAGCUAAGGGGGUAUGGAGCAAAUCCUGGUCCUAUUCUCGCUUCUACAAGAAGUGUAUAUGAGAAGAGAUUAUUGAAACUUAGAGAAGGGGUUGCUGCAGUGGAAAAGAUUCAUAAACCUCGUACCAAAUACACUGAGGUUCCAGAUGAUGAAGAGAGAUCCCCACCACCUAAACCUCGGUCUCCAAAACUUAGGAAACGUGUUGUCAAGAAGGUGGAGGUGGAACCCGAGGAAGUGGAUGAUAUAGACAACAGUGCUGCAUCUGAUUUAACGGACAACGAGCCCAGCCAGACAUCAAUGACAGACACCGAGCCGUCCUCCAAGUCGUCAGGGGGCGUGGCUAUGUAUGUCAAGGUCUUCAUUCUCCUGAUUGUCCUGUUCUUUGUAUACCUGGUUUACAUCAACAUGGAGCCAUCGUCUGGGAAUCGAGUGCCAAAGAUCAAAGGGGAUUAAAGAACUGAGUUUGAAAUCUGUUGAUUAAUCUUUAAUGCUAUGAAGAUGUGGGCCAAGACAUCAAAAUCUGUUAAUGAAUUUUAAUAGAUUUCACAAAUGACAACACAAAUAUGAAGGUUUAUUAUUACAUUGUUUGUUUACUAAAAUAUUUUCUGUAGUGCAAUGUAUUAUUAUGGUUUUUGCCAAGUGUGCUCUAUUUGUGUUUAGCGUAUUGGAAUGUUAGUAAUAAGUCACAGCUGUAGUCUGUCUCAAGAUAUAUAUGCAGCAAUAUGGACGAUCUGUAAUUAAUAAAAAUACACAUACCUAAGAAAGAAGUGCAAUUGAAAUUGAUGACAGGGAUAAUAUCUAAGAUAUCUUAAUUGACACAUUAUCACUUUUUAUUCGGUAAAGUUAUCAGGACCAAAAACAGAUUUUUUUACGGAGAUUUAUAAUUUUAAUGAAAAACGUUUACAUUUUCGAUUUAUCUUAUGGGUACUUUAAUAUUACAAUGCAAAAUUCCCAUAUACUGUUAGAUGUUUUUUGAAGCCUGACAAUUUUAAGCAAGAAGGGAAAUUUCAAAGGAGAAAAUGUUUUAUUUUUUCAUACUACAUGUAUUGAAUGAACCCUGAGGUAUUUAUAAAUAUCUAAUAAUUUUAAAAAUAUCAUGGGACAGACUAUAGCUAUGUUAACAUCAGUUUACAUGUUUCUUUGAUAAGUACUAAUUAGCUGAUUGAAAUGUUAGUCUUGAUCCUCAUUUGCUUAUUUGCAAUUGAAAUUAAUUGUUAUUAGUUAUAACAAACAAACCCUGUAAAAUUGAAAUAUCAUUUUAUGGUGAGAUUAAUACUGAUAAAAUAUACCCAGUAAAUGUCAGUGUAUAUUGAAUAUUGCUUUACUUCUGUCGUGAUGAACAAAUAACUCAUAUUAUACCAAUUAUGAAAUAAACCAAGGUAACUUUAAUAAGAAGGGUUUUUUUUUUUGGGCGAACAGUUCUAUUCUUUAUGAAUCUAAAUGAAUAAGAGGAGAUCUUUUUACUUGAACUGCCAUACUUCAAGAUGUAUGUUAAUCUAUUAAAAUUUUGUAUUUAUUAUGAACAGUUGAUAUAUUUGAAGUAUUUUUUAUAAUGAUUAAAACAAGUAUGUUUUGAAUAAUCUGAAGCAGGCUACUGAUAUACUGAUCCUUACUAUGAUUUCUGUAACGAAAUUCAUGUUAAAAGCAUUUUGAUAUCACUAGAAUAGAACUUAUUAUACCCCCGCAAACGAAGUUUAGGGGGGUAUAUUGGUUUCACCCUGUCCGUCUGUCUGUCCGUCCGUCUGUCCGUCUGUCUGUAGACGCAACUUUGUCCCCCCUAUAGAAUUUUUUAUUACUGCAUGGAACAGUUUGAAAAUUUGUACAUAUGUUGAACACCAUCUGAAGAUGUGCACCUGCAAUUUUUUUUAAGAUCAGACAAGAUUUAAUGAUUUUAUGACAGUUUUCAUUUUCCUUAUUCUAUAUAUUGUACACUGAUGUUGAAAAGUAAGGGAGGUAAUCCUUACAGAUUUUAUUAAUUAAUCAAUAGUAUUAUAAAAACACUCUAAAAUAUAUUUAUAUAUAUAUAUAUCCAGAUGGAUGUUUUUUGUCUUUAUGUCUUAAUUAAUAAAAAAAAAUAUUUUUAUAAGUAUUCUUUCAACUGACAAUGCAAAGUUUUUGUUUGUCAAUGAUAAAUUCUUAGGAGCUAAUAAGAACAUCAAAGACAAGUGUGGCUGAAUUCAUUUGUCCCAAGGGAGCCAUUAUCUGAGCCAUGGUUCAGAUGGAGCAUGUGUUUAGGGAAAAUUCAUAAUGUGUAAAAUGGGUGAUGGUUUUGGGGCCAUUUUAAAACUGUUUCAUGUAAACCAAAAGUUUCUAUCAUUACAAGGAAAUAAAUAAUAUCAUUAUUAAUAAAGAAAUUAAACUAUUUUUAGAAGUUGUUUAAAUUUAUUAGUCAAGUAAAUUGAUGAAGUGACCCUAUUGGGCAUUAAUUUAAAUGAAAUUCAAAAUUACUGAUAUAAUUGUAGUGUUUUGGCAAUUUUAAAAUUGUUUGUAAAUUGUAAUAUUAAAUUUUCUUUUUUACAUAUUUUUACAUAGUAUGGUAAUUAUGGUAAUGUUUAGGGAGUUUAUUAAAUUUAACAAGCUCAUCAAAGAAAAUCAUAGUCCUAUGGGAUCAAUUUUCUGAUAUGGAGUUCCAUUGUGCCAUAGGAGAAAGUGAGGAAAAUUUGAAACAACUAAUUGCAUCUGUCAAGACUCCUUUUAGAAAGAUAUUGAAAGUUUUAUCAAUAGAAGAGCAUUGCUUGGCAACCGGUAUUUCCAUUUACUGCAAAGGGAGGGGUUAUUGUCAUUUUGUUGGUUUUUCUUUAAAUCAAUUAAAUAAAAAAAUAUAUAUAUCAUCAGAUACAUACAUUUGUAAAUAUAUUACUGUUACAGAUAUGUAUUUACAGUGAAAUUCUGUCAAUUUUGAUUUUAAUUUUUCUUUGUUAACAAUUUUUUUUUUUUUUUACAAUUCUAGAAUUAAUUUUUUGGGGUAUGUGUUCCAAACCUUUAUUAUUCAAUUCAAUUAUUUGUCCCAUUUGAAAUUAGCCUUGCGGGGGUAUUAGUCCCAUUAGGACAGUUCUAGUUGAUUAUUGUACGUUAAUUUGAAUAUCAUACAACUUGAUCUACUGGAAAAAUUAGAUCACCAAAAAAGUGUUUUAAAAAAUGAUACUUUUUAAUAUGGUUGGUUAUAUAGAUCAUGUAUAUUUUGCUUGCCAUUGACAGAAAUCAAACAUUAUUUUUCUCAUCUUGUUAGAUUACAAAGCACAAUGUAUCAAUAUUUAUUCAUAUGUACAUGUACUAGUAUUUAUGUUAUGAGUUUCUGAUCAUGGCCAUAUGAUGGGUUUUGCUUUGUCAAUUCAUGAAUCUUUGGGAUAAGUAUAAUUUAUGUUUUUUCAAAUUUUGGAAAAAUAAUUGUCAAGCAUUAUGCAUAAUAAAAAGUAAAGUCAU
This is a messenger RNA of Magallana angulata, 3578 nucleotides long. RefSeq names its product emerin homolog 1-like. Lineage: Eukaryota; Metazoa; Mollusca; Bivalvia; Ostreida; Ostreidae. The record is from RefSeq and is a predicted model, not a curated record. The transcript has 6 exons. The coding region runs from base 114 to 608 and encodes 164 amino acids.